Syngnathus acus (greater pipefish) is the source of this 2067-nucleotide messenger RNA. RefSeq names its product ring finger protein 180 (gene rnf180). The record is from RefSeq and is a predicted model, not a curated record. Bases 177 to 1586 code for a protein of 469 amino acids. NCBI's taxonomy places the organism in Eukaryota, Metazoa, Chordata, Actinopteri, Syngnathiformes, Syngnathidae. Gene Ontology annotation, biological process: norepinephrine metabolic process; positive regulation of proteasomal ubiquitin-dependent protein catabolic process; serotonin metabolic process. Gene Ontology annotation, molecular function: ubiquitin conjugating enzyme binding; ubiquitin protein ligase activity; metal ion binding. The transcript is spliced from 9 exons. Gene Ontology annotation, cellular component: endoplasmic reticulum membrane.
ACGGAAAUUACUGUCAAUGUGUAGCGGCAAAAACUGAACAGAAUUUGUAUUUUGUCCUAUCCGGCCUGCCGUAGUACCUCAGCUCUUAAACAAGAAGUCCUCCGGAAGAGUAGUGUUUCUUUCCGAGGCAAAAGCACUGACGGAAAAGGUUGACUCCAAACCGAUUAAAGACAGCAAUGCUUCGCUGUAGGAAGUGCCGGAAGGUUGUCAUCGAAUGUCUGCAAGAGGUUGAGGUCACAGAUGAAAGUUCAGAGGUGGCUUGCACCAUUUGGCACAUGAAUGUUGACACGCUUCCAGAGUGGAUACGGAACUCAUUGCACUUGGCCCAGUGGACUGCAGGGAGGCUGGAGUGUCAGAACUGUGGGGCUCGUCUGGGAGGCUUCAACUUCAUCCGUUGCAGUCAGUGUCCUUGCGGCCGAGACGCCACAAUCCACCUCAGCAAAUGUCGCGUCGACCACGACCACAAGCAGAGCCUUUUCCAAGUCCAGCCAAGAUGGUCGAGGCCAGACAAGAGGCCGCAAAUGACAGAGGGCUCUGAGUAUAAAUACGAGAGCUUGGAAUUGAACAAAAGUAAUCGUUUACAGCUCAACACUGUUGAUCACAUGCCCCUCCCUGACCUCGGUGUAUCCUCACAAGUAAUGUCAGAAGACUCUCCAGAUGGGUCUAUGCUGUCCCCUAUCUUGUGUCCCAUGACCAAAGAUGAUGACGCCACCUUCAGUGCUGUCACUAGCAGCUCAUCUGUCUCCGCACUAAGACAGGCGCCUCUGGAAUGUCAGAUACAGGCGCCUCAGGAAUGUCAGAUGGUGCAAACUGAGGAAAAUGAAGGGUCAUCUGCUGAAAAUGCCCACGAGGAUAUUUCACUGUCCCUCAGAAGAACGCCCUUUUCUAAUAGUUCAGCCGAGCAGGAAGAGGAGAUAGUGCCUGGAUCCUCUCUGGCGUCCACAUCCUUACACAGACAAAAUAAGAGAGAGAAGAACCACCUUAAGAGCCAGCGAAGGAAACAGCGGCGCCGGGAAAAAUGGCUGCAGAAGCAGGCCAGCAAUUUGAAGGAUUUGAUGCUCAACGGUGAAGAAGCAGAGGAGGAAGACAGGCAAGGCCUUACGUGUGCAGUGUGUCUCGACAUCUACUUCCGCCCUUACAGCUGCCAACCCUGCAGCCACGUCUUCUGCGAGCCGUGUCUGCGCAAGCUCGCCAAGAACCGAGAGGAAAACACGCCUUGCCCUCUAUGCCGAGCCCUCAUCUCGCACACUAAAUUUCACACAGAGCUCAGCCAGAAAGCAGAAUCUUCUUUCCCGAGAGUGUACCGCGCUCGCAAGCAGUACUUCCAAAAUGCCUCAUGUGUUAAAUGGCCUCUGCCCAGCUGCCGCAAAGCCUUCUGUAACUGGUGGGGAUAUAGGAGGAAUGCCGAGAGGGCUCACACAAGCUGGCAUUUCGCCCACGCCUUCACGCUGCAGACUUUCCACCUCUCAGACGUGUGCGGCUGGUUUUUUGAUAUCGUACUGGCCAUGGUAUACACCCCUUACCCAGCUAUCUGGAUGCUGACUUUCCUGUUCCUCGCUAUGUCCAUGUAUUACCUGUGUAUUUAACACGUGGAAGAGAAUUCAAUAGUUUACAAGGAACUUUACUGCUCUAUUUUCUUUAUUAAGGAACGUUUUUAUUCUGUUUAACGGCAUGGCUGAAUCCUGCCAUAAGUUAACCUGUUUGUUUUAGUGUUCAUAUUUCUCAAAAGAUAUGGUCUGAAAAUGUAUAUAAAUUUUACAAUUCAGUGGUUUCACAUUUGUUGUUGUUAUUUUAAGACAAAUCAGACAAAAUUAACAGUGAGAGAUGGUUAGAAAUUGGUAAUCAAAAGCAUAAACAAAAAUGCAAUUCUGCAAUAUAGCCUAUAGUCAAUAUUGCAGUCUAAGUGUGCAUGGGUGGAGUUAGUGUAAAAUAGAGCAAGAAUGAUCUCCACUUGUGCAUCAUGUAGUCAACCACUGUAAAGUGGGCACUUCAAAAUCACCUUCACUUCGCGCAGCCCAACUAGUCCAAACACAGCAUUCUGAUUAAUAAAAUGUUUCUGGAAUAUGA